GAAAAAUACUUGAGUUUGAGUGAGUUAACCUAGAGAGAUGGCCAUUGUUGCUUUAACUUCUCUCAUGUCAACACUUGAGCUUGAGUUUUUGCAGUCCACCCCAAGGCCAAGGUCAAGAGUAUCUGAAGAUGAAAGUGGGUUGAUGUGUUGUCUGCUGAAGCGCAAGCCAAGCGUGUCUCUUUAUGGUCAAGUAGAAAUGCUCCAUGAAAAGCUUUGUUCUUUGCAGGCCUUUCUUGAGAAAUUCAAGCGUGGUGGUGGUGGUGGGGCUGAAAUCAAUGAUUUGGAAAUCAAAAUUAGAGACUUUGCGCUCAAAGCUGAAGACCACAUUGAAAUACAAAUCAGCAACUAUCUUCUGGCCAAAGAUGGAGGGCAUGGGCAUCGACAAAAAGCUUCUCAGGAGCUCCAUCAAACCUUGCAAGAAGCAGCACAAAAUGCAGCAGAGUUGCUGGAGAUGCUGAAUGAAGAAGGUGAUGAGGUGAAGAUGGUCGGGCCUGAGAAUGUUAAGUUGAGUGGAUCCUCACAGUCACAGUGCUUUGAGGACAGAAUAAUGGUCGGGCGUCACCGUGAUCGUACAGUGAUAAACAACUUCCUUUUCGACAAAGAUGGACCAAUAGUAAUUGCAAUUGUUGGGAUGAUGGGUAUAGGAAAGACUUGUUUAGCCAGAAGUAUCUACAAUCAUCCCUCAGUUGCAUGGAAUUUCCAGGUACGAACUUGGAUUACUUUACCACAAGAAUACCAGCCCGCGGAUCAAACACUACGGGAUCUUUUGUCGUCAAUUUCCGGAGUAGAGCCUCAGUCAAGUUUUAGGCCAUUCUUAAGUCCACUUCAAUCCAAAAUAUAUGAACGCUUAGCACGUCGGAGUUAUCUAAUUGUUUUGGAUAACUUAUGGGACAAUUCAGUUUGGAGACUUAUCGAAAGAUGUUUACCUCGUGGAGUCAGAAGUCGCAUAUUAAUAACCACGACGCACUUCGAUCAGAAAAGCUAUGCUUAUAUAAAAUUUUAUAAGCAUAACAUGGCUUUUCUGGAUCCAAAUGAAAGUUGGGAUCUAUUCUGCAAUAUCCUUUCUCCCAAAGAAUCUAUGGCACCUAAAUUUGAAAAAAUUAGGAGUGAGGUUUUGGAGAAAUGUGAAGGAUUACCACAAUUAAUUGUUGAAGUUGCAAAGCGUUUGUCAAAAUGCAACAACAUACAACAAGAAUGGAAAAAGAUUGAAAAGGAAUUAGAGUCAUUGGGAAUUCUAGAUCGCAACUCAAUCACUGUCAGUUAUAAUCCAUUGCCACAUCAUUUGAAAGUUUGCUUUCUAUAUUUUGGAGUCUUCCCAAAACGUAAUAGAAUUCUGGUUAAAAUGCUUAUAAGGUUAUGGAUUGCUGAGGGAUUUGUGAAGCCAUUGAAUCAUAAUGAGUUAGAAGAUGAAGCUUAUAUGUAUUUACAAGAGCUAAUUGAUAGAAGCCUUCUCUUAAUUGAAGAUCAAAGUUUUGAUGGAAAAAUCAAGACUUGUAGAAUGCAUAGUGCUAUGCAUAGCUUCUGCGUAGGGGAAGCUCAAAAAGAAGGUAUUUUAUGUGCAGUAAAUACUCGACAACAUUCAGGAUUGUCAUUGGAUGCAUUUGCAAAUUCAUGUCGUUGGCUAGGUAUAUACUCUCACAGUUUUGACUAUUACGUGCUCUUUGGUACAAACAUCCCUCGCUCCAUUUUCUUCUUUCUUGAAAAUCCUGAAAUGUUUGUUCCUCUCAAGGUGUUAAGAGUUUUGGUUUUUGAUACUUCUAUAUCCCUUCAAAGAGUGCCACUGAAUUUAGGGAAUUUAGUUUUUCUGAGAUAUCUAUCCAUAACACAAUGGUUUGAGGAUCUGGAAGAUGUAGUAUCAAAUAAUCCGAAUUUACAAACACUUGUUGUUUCCAGUAGUGGAGCACCUAGUGUCCAUUUACCAUCCAGUAUUUGGAAGCCACUACAGUUGAGGCAUCUCGAACUUGGCAAUUUGUAUAUAGUGGAUCCUCCAAGCAUGGUUAAAGAGAAUUUGCAAUCAUUAUCUUGUGUGGUGAGAUCAAUUCAUUGCAGAAAGGAGGUGUAUGACAAAUUCCCUAACAUAAAAAAGCUGAAAAUUUUCCUGAAAGAUGACACAGAUGCCAGUCCCACUCAUGGAUCUUGUAGCAAUCCCAUUAUUUUGGAUAACUUUGCCAAUUUGAAAGGGCUUGAUAAGCUAAGCAUCUCAAUUUCUACUGGUUGCAUUGCAACUCUUCCAGAACUGUAUCCUUCAGGAUUGAAGAAGUUGAAGUUGAGUGGUACUAAUAUGUCUGAGAAGGAUUUAACCAUAAUUGCCACGUUACGUGAGCUUAGGGUUCUCAAGUUGGAAAAUGCCUUCCAUGGAACAGUAUGGAAUUCAGUAGUUAAAGGAGGAUCUAUAGCUUAA
This is a messenger RNA of Ipomoea nil (Japanese morning glory), 2401 nucleotides long. RefSeq names its product putative late blight resistance protein homolog R1B-17. NCBI's taxonomy places the organism in Eukaryota, Viridiplantae, Streptophyta, Magnoliopsida, Solanales, Convolvulaceae. The transcript is spliced from 3 exons. Bases 38 to 2401 code for a protein of 787 amino acids. The record is from RefSeq and is a predicted model, not a curated record. Gene Ontology annotation, biological process: defense response to other organism. Gene Ontology annotation, molecular function: ADP binding.